AUAAUUAUACGCAUGCGCAGAACUUUAUAAAUAGGCAACAAUCAAAACCUCAAUCACUUGUCAAGUUGAUAGUUUACACUUUAAUUAGGGGAAAUGGUUGAACCUCUUACAAUGAAGCGCAAAAUUGGUUUAGUUAUAAUAAUUUUGGUUCCAAUUGUUAUAUAUGUUAUUUAUAAUAACGCAAAAAAUUCUAGCUUAGUGUCAUUAAAAAAAUUGGUGUUCGAUAAUAUCCUUACUUCAAAAUCUGAUAUAGAAAAAAUCAAGAGUUCUCAAGAUGUUUUAGUUAAAUUUGCUGAAAACAUUGAAAAAAAAAUGAAAUUAAUUUCAUUCCAAGCUCGAAAUAACAUGAAAAAUGUUAAAGAGAUUCGUACCAACCAGGAAACAUUAAUUAAUAUUGUACAAGCUAGAAAUCUAAAUAUUGAUAAAGAAAAUGCUAAUGUUGAUAAGUAUGAUUUAGAUUUAAAUGAAAGUCAGCUGUCUGAAAUGAAUAUUGAGGAAGAAACCAUAGCUAUGAACUCACCUACAACAGAAACUGAUUUGUAUGAUAAAUGGAUAGUUGUUACAAGUAUAUUUUAUCCAACUAAAGAUAUUAAGUCUUUAGCUGCUAUUAAAGGAUGGAAACUUGUUGUUGUAGGAGAUACUAAGACACCAAAAGACUGGAGACUUGAUGGUGUUAUUUACAUUAGUGUUGAAGAUCAAAAAAAAUUGGGUUAUGAAACAGUUAAUCUAUUAAAAUAUAGAGCAUAUACUCGCAAGAACAUAGGCUAUUUGUAUGCUAUUCAACAUGGUGCUAAGUAUAUUUAUGACACUGACGAUGACAAUGUUCCCAAUACAGGUAAAAUUGACUUUGAUAUGACUUUAAAAAGAAAAUAUUUGGUCUACCAUUCAAAUCGUACCUUUUAUAAUGUUUUUGCCCAUUUUGGUCAGAGUACAUUGUGGCCCCGGGGUUAUCCCUUAAGUUUCAUUGGAGAUCUUCCUAUACGAACAUAUCGCAAGUGUUUAAAUACGGAACCAUAUGUCCAACAGGGUGUUGUUAAUGGAGAUCCUGAUCUUGAUGCUAUUCAAAGGUUAACUAGGAAAGAUUCAAAUGUUAAAUUCAAUAUCAAAUUUGAUGAGAAACAAGAGCCAGUUGUGUUACCUCAUAAAUCGUUUACUCCUUAUAACUCUCAAAAUACAUUUCACAGCUAUAAUGCUUUUUGGGGCCUGCUUCUCCCUCAAACAACUGCCUUUCGUGUCACUGAUAUUUGGAGAUCGUACAUCACUCAACGGUUGCUAUGGGAUAUUGGUGGUCAUCUUGCAUAUUAUGGUCCUAAUGCGUAUCAAGAUCGUACUGGACAUGAUUAUCUGCUCGACUACCUUGAUGAAAGUGCACUAUAUAAUGAUUGCUUAACAUUAACAAACUUUUUGUUGCGUUGGAAAAGCAACAAUAAUUCGGUACUCACUCGUUAUUUUGAACUCAUUAAAGACUUAUACAAGCAAAAAAUACUUAAAAUUAGAGAUGUCCAUAUAGCUAAAGCUUGGGUUCGUGACCUUUUAAGUUUCGGAUAUCAAGCUCCUAACAUUACAAAAACAAAAAUGGAAUGUUCAGAAGAAAUAUAUCAUAUUUAUCCUAAUGAACAACCAUCUAGUUUUCCAAGAACUGGUCUCAAUUAUGUUAAUGUCAAUUCGGUUGAUAAAAAACCCUAAUCUAAUUAUGUCUUGCUGUUUAUACAUAAUGAUAUAUUUAUGUUUAUUUAUGUGUAUGUUUGACGCUCAAAGAUUAAAUUAGACAAAAUGUCUGCAAUCCUUUAAUUUGAAUCAGGAAUAAAAAAUAUUAUAAUUUUUAAAUAAGAUGAUUUUUAAGUAGUUUAAAAAACUUGUUCUAAAUAUAAAAAUAACUUUAAAACUUUUUUUUAACAUUUACUCAGAUUUCGUAGUGUAACAAUUUUGAUCUUGUAAUUUGAUAUACGAGUUUAUAGCAAACGAGUUUGUAGGGAAAUAGGGUACAUAUGUAAAUAAUGGGUAAUAUUUUAUUUAAAAGCAAUUUGAAGCUAAUUUGAAGUUUUUAAAGAAUUUUGAUAAUUUAUAGAUAGUACAUUGUUGAUUUAA
Messenger RNA from Hydra vulgaris (swiftwater hydra), 2088 nucleotides. RefSeq lists its product as uncharacterized. The record is from RefSeq and is a predicted model, not a curated record. NCBI's taxonomy places the organism in Eukaryota, Metazoa, Cnidaria, Hydrozoa, Anthoathecata, Hydridae.